CUCAACGUAUUGUAUCGGGCAACUCUUGACAUACGAACACUUUGUGAACCUUCAUGGCUUGAUAGCUGUCAGUGGAACUUCCUUUUGCAUUUUGAAGUUCAUACAGAAUUUGUGUGAAAAUGGUUCAGCGAUUGACACUCCGACGACGAUUGUCGUAUAAUACAAAUGCCAACAAACGGCGUAUUGUCCGUACACCAGGUGGUCGUUUGGUCUACCAAUACGUUAAAAAACGUAAGAACGUCCCAAAAUGCGGUCAAUGUAAAGAAAAAUUGAAGGGAAUUCGCCCAACACGGCCAUUGGAACGUCAACGCAUCUCGAAGCGCCAAAAGACAGUCGCUCGUACCUACGGUGGUGUUUUGUGCCACAAAUGUGUUCGCGAACGUAUUGUCCGUGCUUUCUUGAUCGAAGAACAAAAAAUCGUUAAAGUGCUUAGCCGAUCAUCGAAAGUAGCUGUUGCCGCCAAGAAAUAAGCAUUUGGAUUUUUUUUAAACCCUAAUCUACCAUCUGGAAGUUCAAUCAAUUUGUUAAAAUUGAACGAAGACGAAAAAAAUAAAAAAACAAAAAUGUAAUUUCAA
Molecule: messenger RNA, 575 nt
Organism: Contarinia nasturtii (swede midge)
Lineage: Eukaryota; Metazoa; Arthropoda; Insecta; Diptera; Cecidomyiidae
Product: 60S ribosomal protein L34-like
Exons: 3
Coding region: 120-470 (116 amino acids)
Biological process (GO): translation
Cellular component (GO): ribosome
Molecular function (GO): structural constituent of ribosome
Source: RefSeq, a predicted model, not a curated record